Molecule: messenger RNA, 956 nt
Organism: Ornithorhynchus anatinus (platypus)
Lineage: Eukaryota; Metazoa; Chordata; Mammalia; Monotremata; Ornithorhynchidae
Gene: TLX3
Product: T cell leukemia homeobox 3
Exons: 3
Coding region: 18-899 (293 amino acids)
Biological process (GO): regulation of transcription by RNA polymerase II; animal organ development
Cellular component (GO): nucleus
Molecular function (GO): RNA polymerase II cis-regulatory region sequence-specific DNA binding; DNA-binding transcription factor activity, RNA polymerase II-specific
Source: RefSeq, a predicted model, not a curated record
CCUCCCGGCCGCGCAGGAUGGAGCCUCCGGCCAGCGCGCAGACCCCGCACCCCCACGAGCCCAUCAGCUUCGGCAUCGACCAGAUCCUCAACAGCCCGGACCAGGACAGCGCGCCCGCCCCGCCCGCCCCCCGGGGCCCCGACGGCGCCGGCUACCUGGGGGCCCCCGCGGGCCGGCCGGCCGCCGCCUACCCUUCGCUCCCCGCCUCCUUCGCCGGGCUCGGGGCGCCCUUCGACGAGUCGGGAUCUUACAGUGUCAACCUGAGCCUGGCCCCCGCCGGGGUCAUCCGGGUGCCGGCCCACAGGCCGCUGCCCGGGGCCGUGCCGCCGCCGCUGCCCAGCGCGCUGCCCGCCAUGCCCGCCGUGCCCGCCGUGCCCAGCCUGGGCGGACUCAACUUCCCCUGGAUGGAGAGCAGCCGGCGCUUCGUCAAGGACAGGUUCACAGCGGCGGCCGCCCUCACGCCCUUCACUGUGACCCGGCGGAUCGGUCACCCCUACCAGAACCGGACCCCGCCGAAGCGCAAGAAGCCGCGCACGUCCUUCUCUCGGGUGCAGAUCUGCGAGCUGGAGAAGCGCUUCCAUCGCCAGAAAUAUUUGGCCUCGGCCGAGAGGGCGGCGCUCGCCAAAUCCCUCAAGAUGACCGACGCUCAGGUCAAGACCUGGUUCCAGAACCGGAGGACCAAGUGGAGGCGACAGACGGCGGAGGAGCGGGAGGCCGAGCGGCAGCAGGCGAGCAGGCUGAUGCUGCAGCUCCAGCACGACGCCUUCCAGAAGAGCCUCAACGACUCCAUCCAGCCGGACCCUCUGUGUCUGCACAACUCCUCGCUCUUCGCGCUGCAGAACCUGCAGCCUUGGGAGGAGGAGGGAGCCAAGGUGCCGGCGGUCACCUCGCUGGUCUGAGCCGGACCCCCCCCGAGCGCGCUCCUGCCCCGGCCGGGACCAGGGCCGGGAGCUCCC